Symsagittifera roscoffensis is the source of this 3404-nucleotide messenger RNA. RefSeq lists its product as uncharacterized. The record is from RefSeq and is a predicted model, not a curated record. Gene Ontology annotation, molecular function: magnesium ion binding; 2-dehydropantoate 2-reductase activity; 3-methyl-2-oxobutanoate hydroxymethyltransferase activity. Bases 76 to 3237 code for a protein of 1053 amino acids. The transcript has 16 exons. Lineage: Eukaryota; Metazoa; Xenacoelomorpha; Acoela; Convolutidae. Gene Ontology annotation, cellular component: mitochondrion. Gene Ontology annotation, biological process: pantothenate biosynthetic process.
CCUAAUUGUUGUGAUAAACUUAUUAAAUAGAUCUGUUUCUGGUUGUCCAUUCUUGAGGCAAGUUCGAAACUCAAGAUGCUUGCUCGCAGAAUUUCAACGAAAUUUCCGAAAAAUGUGGCCAAAAACAGUACACGAUUGUAUGCAUCCGGAUCAAGAAUCUCACCUGGACUAAAAUUAUCAGCCUCUACUAUUAAGAGAAAGAACGAGAGGUCGUUUUAUGGCGAGGCAAGCGGUAAAACAGGAGGAAGCAAAGGAAGCGAAGUUGUCCCCAAGAAAGUGACGAUUCGAGAUAUUGACGCUAAAUACAGAAGCAAAACUCCUAUUGUUAUGAUAACAGCUUAUGAUAUUGUUACUUCGAGGUGUGCGCAUAUGGCUGAAGUGGACAUGAUUCUGGUGGGAGACAGUGUGGGCAUGGUAGUCUAUGGAGACCCAGGUACGAAUGGAGUCACUAUUGAGGACAUGAUUAGACACUGCAAAGCAGUCACCAAUGUCACCACUCACCGAAGAUUCACCCCCUUCAUUGUGGGAGACAUGCCAUUCUCAGCAUACCUUACGCCUAAGGACGCAGUUAAGAAUGCGGCCCGUCUGGUGUCUGAAGGGUUAGUUGAUGCUGUGAAGAUGGAGGGAGGAAGGAGGAUUGAGCCCAUGCUCAGAGCUGUUCUGAGGGCGGGAAUACCUGUCAUGGGCCAUGUGGGUCUCACCCCUCAGACUGCUGCGUCAAUGGGAGGAAUGAAGUUGCAGGGUAACUCAGCAGAAGCGGCCUACGACAUCUACGAGAACGCGACUCACUUGGCUGAUUCGGGCUGCUUCUCUGUAGUUUUGGAGGCCAUCCCUCACAAGGUUGCCACACACAUCACGCAGAGUUUGGAUGUUCCUACUAUUGGAAUCGGGGCUGGUCCUGGAUGUUCUGGACAGGUACAGGUGUUCCACGAUAUUGCAGGCAUGUUCCACCGCUUUGUGCCCAAGUUCUCCAAAAGAUUCGCUCUCGUGGGUCGACAGCUGGAGGCGGCAGUCGAGUCAUACAGAGAUGAGGUAACCCUGGGAGCCUUUCCGAUGAAACACAAUUCAUUUGCGAUUUCCCAGAUGCAGUUUAAAAAGUACCUGCUAAAGACAGAAGGUGAACAAGAGUCACCAGAAGACGAAUCCAACUCGACAAGAACUACUUCAGAAAACCCCGUAAACGGCAGUAAUGGUAUUUGUGUCGGCAACUCAAUUGUGAGUGCACAACGGAAGAAGAAUUUGAAGAUAUCGGUAAUUGGAGCCGGUGCUAUGGGUUCUCUGGUUGCGGGAAAGUUGGUUAAACAUGGAGGUUAUGAUGUGACGUUGAUAUCAUCUUGGGAAGAACACGUCAAAACAAUCAGCCAAUCAGGACUGCUGAUUAAAGCCCUUGUCAAUGAUGGGAUUGUGGAAGGCGAACUGAUCAAAGCGUCCGCUGCAAAGUCUUUCCCCAAGGAAGAGCCGGCUGAAGGAGUGCUGCGUGUAACUUCUCCAUUCCACACCCUCUUCAAUCCUCCAAAAAGAGAAAUAGAAGGGGGAGACGAAUAUGUGAGUGCAGACGUAGUGUUCAUCCUGACCAAAGGUCACAGCACGAGGAGUGCGGCCAGGACUGCUGCCACUAUCAUCGGACCUGGUUCCCUUGUGGUCACACUGCAAAACGGAAUGGGACAUGCAGAAAGAAUAAGGGAGGAAAUAGGAGAUAUGGCAACCAUUAUUGAGGGAACCAUAUCACAUGGGGCGUUGUUAGAGGGACCAGGUGCUGUAUUCCACACUGGACUGGGAUCCACAAUCAUAGGCAGCAGCAAAGCGCAGAACUUCGUGCCAUCAUCUGCAACUAGACUCGUAUCAGAGAUUCUGAAUAAAGCUGGGUUCGAAACAGUCAUCGCCGAUAAUCCCGGAAAAUUGAUGGAAUCACAGUGGAUGAAGCUAGCUGUAAACUCCACUAUCAACCCGCUGACUGCAGUUUUGGGGGUGAAAAAUGGCGACCUCAUUGGCAGCCCAGACAUACAAGACAUAUCUACGAAACUGGCGCAGGAGUUUAUGGCGGUGGUGAAGGCGAGAAAUGGCUUCUCCUUUCCACUUGAUAAUGUAGAUGAGGUUUUGAAAGUGGUGUUUGAUGUGGCGAAUAAAACAAAGCUGAACACUUCGUCAAUGUUGUCAGAUCUGAACAGAUGCGUGCAAACUGAAAUCGACUACCUCAACGGAUUUCUAGUUCGCGAGGGAAGACGACUCAACAUUCCAGUCUCGUGCAACGAGACACUGACUAGUCUAGUGAAGGCAUUCGAGAGCUCAAUUAAACUGAAGAAGAAACUGGAAGAGGAUACAGUUGAUUAUCCAGAGUCGUGCUGUGAGGUCAAGUCGCACCACCAGACUAUGCUGGUCAAGUCCAUUCCACAGUUCAGAUCGGUGUCCAGUAAUUUCGCCAAAUCUGGUAAGAAGGUGGGAUUUGUGCCGACGAUGGGAGGUCUUCAUGAAGGUCAUCUGACUCUAAUCAGAGAGUGCAAGAGGAAGUGCGACGUCACAGUCGUGUCCAUAUUCGUCAAUCCACUCCAGUUCGCCCCUCACGAAGACUAUGACUCAUACCCGAGAGAUCUGACUCGUGACUUUGAAUUGCUGCAGGCAGAAAAGGUAGACUUCAUUUUUGCCCCCGAAGCAUCUGAACUGGUUGCCAAUUCCCAAGAAGUCAGUUUGAUUGUCAAAUCUUCCGAUUGCAAACCAGAAGGCGCGAGCCGGCCACAUUUUUUCCACGGCGUUGCCACAAUAGUGUUGAAACUAUUCAAUAUUGUAAAACCAGAUGUGGCUUAUUUUGGGCAAAAAGACGCACAACAAUGUUCAACAAUAAAACAGAUGGCGGCUGACUUGAACGUGGAUUGCGACAUUGAGAUUUGCGACACGGUUAGGGAAGCGGACGGUGUGGCGAUGAGCACGAGGAACAGUUACCUGUCACAAGAAGAGAGGAAAGUGGCCCCUGUGAUUUACAAAUCGCUUCAGGCAGCCGAGAAUUUAGUCAAACAGGGUCAACAUGACGUCUCAGCUUUGAAACAAGCUAUCGAGCAUAGCCUCUCGUUGGAACCCAUGUUCAAUCUGUCCUACAUUGCAAUCAGUGAUAAUUACUCUAUGGAAGAAGUAGAAGAGCUAGGUCACAGUCUGGACAGAGAAGGUGUAUGUAUUUCAAUUGCGGGCAAACUGGGAAAGACAAGACUAAUUGACAACAUUGUGAUCCAGUCUGCGAAAUUAUGAACCUGAGUUUAAACUUCAGCAUCACUUCGAGCUUUGUUGUAUUUCAGUUUUGACGCUUCUAGCUCGAACUCUUGAAUAUCAAGGACUGUAAAUGCAAUCUACUUAAUUUAAUUCAAAAAAUGGAACGACAUAAAAAUGGUUGUAUUUGUUCAUUAAGGGAAAUUGAA